UCUCUUGAUAAAUUAUUCCUGUCUCAAGCAUAUAUUACAGUAUGGCAGAACUUAAUAAACUCUUGUUUAGUCAAUAUGAAGGUUACCCAUUUUUUUUUACCUCUUGUAUUUUUAGUUUUUAAUGAUGGCACCGAUCGGGAGUUGUUGAACCUAGAUGGGACGAUCCCAGUCCGUUACAAAGUAUUCCGCAGUGGCACUUCACGCUACUUACUGUGUCUUGAAGGCACGAUACCUGUUACGUAUAAAGGUGCAGUUUACAAUAUUCCAAUCUGCAUAUGGCUGUUGGACAACCAUCCGCUCUCCUCUCCCAUGGUUUAUGUGAAGCCGACUCCAGACAUGCUCAUCAAGGCCUCUCGGCAUGUCGACCAGAAUGGAAAAGUUUAUCUUCCCUACUUGCAUGAAUGGAACUUGAAUUCAUCAGAUUUGCCAGGUCUCAUCCAGAUUAUGAUCAUAACAUUCAGUGACAUGCCACCAGUGUACUCAAAGCCCAAGAGCGCACUGCCCACCGCAGGAUCACCGUAUCCCACCCCAUACCCCACCAACCCUCCAGGUUAUAUGCCUUUGCCUGGUGGAGGCCCAAGCCCAAAAUAUCCGCCAAGUCAGAUUAGUGGUACCGGAGGAUUUCCACCUUACCUAACACAACCCGGCUAUCCACCCACAAGUACACCUUAUCCAGUCUAUCCUCCUACAAGCUCAGCAGGUUACCCUGCUUCCCAGCCGGGAGGACCCCCCAUCACCUACCCACCGUACACUGGGGGCAUGCAGUACUCACCAUAUCCGCCCACCACCACCACCACAUCAAAUCUCACUACUCAGUCUACAGCAACUGAGACAAAUACAACAGCUGCAAGCACUGGCACCAUAACAGAGGAACACAUACGUGCGUCGCUCAUCUCAGCCGUGAGUGAUCGAGUGCGUGCCAAACUCCGUGACAGCUAUGGAGGCGCUCAAGCUGAAGUUUCUGUUUUAAGGCAGCAACAAGCUGACCUCAAUGAAGGCAAGACCAAAGUUGAGGGCUUGAUCAGCAAAUUGGAACAGGAGCAGGCUGAAUUGGACAAGAAUGUAAGAGUGUUGCGGGAGAGGGAAGCAGAGAUAAAGUCUGUGUUGUCUCGACUCUCUUCUGCCACUGACCCACUAGAUGUUGACGAGGCUGUCACCACCACUGCUCCACUUUACAAACAGCUCUUGAAUGCAUAUGCUGAGGACCAGUCCACACAAGACGCCAUCUACUACUUGGGCGAGGCAUUGCGGCGAGAUGUGAUUGAUUUGGAUUCCUUCUUGAAGCACGUCCGUUCACUCUCUAGGAAGCAGUUUCAGUUGCGUGCAACAAUGAUCAAGUGUCGAGCAAAGGGCAACAUGGCCGGUUAAGAUGCUGACAAUUACAAAAUUCAAGCCAAGAGCUAAAUUAACUAAUUUAACAUGUUAAGAGGAAAUGUCGAUGGAGGUUGUCCAUUGUUUUGUAAAUUUUUUUUUGGCAUUUGGCAUGUAUUAGAAUAUGUUUUGUAAAGAGAUAUGCCCAUGGUUACACUGGUAACAUCACUUACUGUCUUGAAACAUGAAUUUUACAGUAUACAAUACUGACAGGAUAAAGAAUUAGGUACAUGUACAACAUCCACGCAGAUGUGGAAAAAGACACUUGCAUACAGUAUAGGACAUUUAUUAGAAGAAAUCAUUCACCAUGAGUGGCUUCUUCAGCCCUAAUGAAUGAAGAAGUGACUCGUAGCCAAACAUUUUCUCUAAUAAACGUCCUGAACUGUACAUGUCUUCUUCCACAUCUUGUCAGUAUCUCUAUACCAUUUUUCAUAUACCCAGAUGUUGCAUGUGUCUAAGUCUUCAAUGUUGUUAUAAAAUACAUGAAGAGUGACUGCUUGAUGGAAUAUCACAUUAAUUGCACACCUUGAUAAUCCAUAGGGAUGUCAGGAAGCAUUUCUUAACAUAAAAUUGAUACAGAAGUGGAAUGAGCCGAGCAAUGGUUUACCGGAAGUAGGCUUCAUACAGAAGUUCAAAAAUAGACUACGAUAAUGUUUAGUCAUGUCAUUUGGUGAAAAGUUACAAGUGAGGUUGAGAGCUGGAGCACACCCCAUCCCUCACAAACUCCAGCAGGUAAUUGUGAACAGAUAAUUACUAAGUUUAUUGUCGUGGAUAUAUGUUAAGACAGUCACUACUGUGUUGCUGUUCAUAUAACACAAAUGUUUAUAAGAGUUAAUGCUGACUUUGGUAUUUUUUUUUUUUACACUGUUAAAUUUACACUUGUACAGUAGUUAUAAUUCGGUAUAUGGCCCAUAUACAGUAUUUAAAACUGUUGAACAGCAUGCAUUUUUUUUUUUUAGUUAGUGGGAGACGACCAACUUGUUGAAAAAAAAAAAAUGAACAGAUUUACAUACAGUUUGUAAGUUAUUACAUUUUUCAAAGCAGGCAUAUUUGUUUACAGCAACAAAAUUCUUAUAGCAUUUACCAAAAGAGUAUAAGCCCAUGGGAGUCUUUUAUAUACAAUAGUUUCCUCUUUUGUAAAAAUGUUUUCAUUUUAAUUACCAUAGUUCAUAUAUUAAUGUUUUCCUAGGUAAGUUGUGUUUGCCAUGAUUGCUUCUUUAUUUAAUGAUCAUUAAUGUUAAAAAUCAGAAUGUAAACAUAUACAACAGCAUCAAAUACCAUUUGCUAAGGGCACAUUUCAUGCACCUUCAUUGUUUAUUGUUUGAGAGAAACAUCUUAGUACGUGCUAGAUAAAUUUAUUUCAUACGUUUGGAAUCGCCUUAGAGCAGUGGUCCUCAACCUUCCUACACAAGGUUGCCACAUUUGAUGAUCAAAUGUGUGAUGAGGGCCGUACGGUCGUGUUGACGCUGUGCAGUGUGAAACUUACAUAAAAGUGAACUCAUAAUUUCAUGUGAGGGCCACAUCUAUUACUUAGAAGGACCACAGGUUGGGGAUCCCUGCUUUAGAAUCAAGAAAUAUUGCUUUUGAAUUUACUACAGUUAUUUAAAAUUUCUUGUGUGUGUGUCAUCUGAAGUGUUUCUCUUUUUGUGCUCAGAGCUGUUAUUAGCUAGAGGGUAUCUGAAUUGCACUAAGAAUUUAUUAGAAAUGAUUUUACUGCAUAUGAAAGCUGUUUUUUCCAAGUGUCUGUUUAUAAUGCACUUACCAGUUAUCAUUGUUACGCAUUUUUUAUACCAUAUAUGACUGAGUGUCUUGGUUGUCUUAGUGUUGAGCCUUGGUACAAGGAAAGCUUCUUGGAGAGUUAAGAAAGCAGGUGAACUUGUACAGUAGAAUGGGUGUUUGAGCUCACAAAUUAUUAUUAUUGUAAUUAGGAAAGCACUGCACCUGCAGGGGUUAUACAGCACUCGGGGAGUGGGAGAUCCAAAGUAAGAGAAGAUAGGUUUGGAUCAAGGAGCCUCCCUUGAAGGGCUCACGAGUUAAAAAAAAUGAUCUGCCAUGUCAUUUGAUAUAUAGUGUAGUUAGUAAUAAGUAUUCAACUAGUAUUGCUCCUUGUAAAUGUUAUUUACAUAGGCAUUAUAAGAAACUCUCCACCUGUCGAGUUUGACAAGAAAUUGCAUGCUGAGGUAGACUGAGGAUUUAAAAAUGAAUGAGGCUGUAAAGUGGUCAGCAGUUAAGGUUUUAGAGAAGUUCGUCUCUCUAUUCAAAGUAUUUCAGUGAUUUGGAGGCUUUUCAGGCAUGCCGUGAGAUCUAGGAUAGAGAUGUAGUGAAGGUUGGGACAUGGCAUAGCACUGGCACUUAAGACAGUCUUUAUCUUAAGAGGGGAUCAUUCAAAACUCAGGUAGUUAAAGGAUGGACAUGCAUUAAGCAUUCCUUAUGGUAAAAUGUGCUUAUCUAAACAUAUUGGCUUCAUCUUCAUGAUUAGCAUUAUGCCUCAUCAGUGUAUUUUGUGUAACUAGGAGACAGCCAGUGGCUGGACCUCUUCAGUGACAGUCAAGAUCAUACCCUCACUGUUUAUAAAAUGUUGCUUCUGAGUUUGAAUCUGUGUUUGUUAUAUAAGGGUUUUCCAAUAUGUAUCACGUGUGUGCAGAUGCCACAAAAUAUCAUUAAAAAGCAUGUCUUAAUUUGAGUUUCUUGUGCAGUGCUAUAAUAAGUCAAUGCAGGGAGAGUAUAUAUCCAUUGCAGCCUCUGUUGGUUUCCAGUUAAUCCUUGUUGGAAGAUGCAGCAACAACACAAUCAACUUUUGCCAAAGAAUUUCAUGGGCUCAUUACAUGUUGUGCUUGCUUUAACGGAUAAACAGUAUGUAUGUAAUUGGCAUUGGAAAUACAGUAGUCCCCCUGUGUCCACGGGGUGUACAUUCCAAGACCUGUUGUGGAUACCUGAAGCCGCGGACAGUAGCAAACCCUAUACAUAAGUUUUUUUUUUUGCUUGCUUACAUGAUAAAAUUUAAAUGAUAAAUUACGUACAAAACAUCAAGAAUUAGCUCUUUUUCAUUGACGUCAAGCACUUCACAGCUUCUCUUAGGCUUUGCCAACAUUACUUUUGCCCUUUGGUGUCAUUAUUCAGCAAAAUUAAGGGUUACUUUCUGGCCAUGGUAAAUCGUGGAUAGCUGAAUCUGCAGAUACAGGGGUACUACUGUAAUGAGCAAUGCACUGUGUUCCAGCCGGGGCUUUAGUUGAGGAAAUGUUUUUCUAAGUCAUUGAAAUAUACUCAUGACAAUAAGACUGACAUAUUCACUACUUGAACGUUUUCUUUUAGUAAGCACCUUAAUGAGCUUUUUGUAGUACAUACUGUAGUAAAUUUCCAUUAUUUUUAACAUUUCUUUGCAUUUGAAAUUAUCUUUUCAUUUCUUAUAUACUUUUUUCUAAAUAAAAUUGUGAAAAUAAUUUCUUGUUAAUUCACUUAAGUUCUUUUUUUUCAUGUGUGGCUUGUAUGUUGAUUUUAUUUGAUAAUUGACUUUAUUUUUAAAGGAUAGCCUGAGAGAGCAUUACUCUGUAAUUAAGAAAACUCGGCACAAAAAUGACUGCCAUGUUACAAAUGUAGUCCAAUAACAUAGCGGUUUACUCUUCUAUAAACUUUUUUAUUUGUUCGGAUGAAUAAAUAAUGCUCAUACUAUAUAUAUGUAGCUUUGUACAUACUGUAGGUCAUACUUUUAAUUUAAAAACUAUGAAGAUGCAGGUAAAUAAAUAUUAUAAUCUGUUACUUGAAGUGUUGUAAAAUAUUUCACAAUUCCUUCCUAGUUCCUAGAUAGAUAGAUGAUGAGAUAGAUUACUAGUAAUUGUUUCUUGACAGCAGGGAGGUGUGCAUGAUUGAUUUGUAAGAUGAAAGCAAUUGCAAGUGUUGAAGUUAGUUGUAAUUCAUAAUUUUCAUUAUUACUCAGUGGCAAUUGCUAACCCUUAGGGGUCAUUCAGUGCCUGAGCAAUGGAAUUCACUUAAAUUUGAUCCAAGGAAGUUGAUGGUAGCUUUAAUUCUUUGAAUUAAAAGGCCUUCAACAUCAAGGUGCCUUCCUUGAAGGGUCAUGAUUUGUAAGCCUGCACCUUAUUGGUAAACAAUGGUAGGCACUUCUAGCAAGAAUGAGGGAUUCCUAGGGUGGUAGCUAGUGGCAUUAGUUAGUAGCAUGGCUUGUUGUAACCAGCUGAAAGGUGUUAUAAAUAUGCACUCAUUAACAGUAUUGUGCUUGGUUUGAAUGAGAGAUACCAGCCACACACCUGUCCAGUGUUCUCUAGUAACUGCCCUAGACAGCUAGGGAAAUAAUGCAUCAUAAGGAAGGAAAUAACCUCAUUGGUAUAGAGUGGUAUUGUAAAUUACACAGCCUUUUGAGUUCUCUUGAGCUUGAAAGCCUAGUUAUAGAAAAUCAGUGAUUUUUGGUUGUCAAGGAGGCUACCAUCAGCUCUGCCACCAGUGCUGCCUCAACACUGUUUCUUGCUAAUAUGCAAUAAUCUGAGGUAGUCAUGAAAAAUUUUAGAAAAUAAUUGAAAUUAAUGUACAUUAGCUUUUGCUGAAUCUUAAGUACUAACAACUACAGAAUAUAUACAAGUAAAAAUGUACAGAGAUUAGUCAAAAGUGAUAACCUGUUACUAGUAAAACUGGGACUGAAGUCACAACAAUGUGGCUGGAAGAGUUCACAACUUCCACAAUUUAGACAGGGAACUUUAGAAGACACUAUAUAAGGAUAUUGAUUAAAAAACUACUACUGUAUCAGAUUGUGGUCACUUAGCAUUAAAUGCCAUUAGUACAACUGAUAAAAUUAAGAAUAUUUCAUAUUGGUGGAAGAUUGUUUUCUGAUGGCAGAGCUGACUGUAACGGCAUCAGUAGCAAAGUUAGCAAGGAUACUGCAAGUGACAGAGGUGAAGGAAGCAAGAGUAAAGUAUAUACAGUACGAGAGAGGAGACUGGUAACGAUUUUGCAGUAAUUUAUCAGAGAUUGGAAAUUCUAGGGGUACAAAAACUAAUUUAAAGAAUAUAACGUCACAAUACCAUGACUGAACAACACACAAAUAAUCUGCACAUUUGUCAUAAGCUUCAUUCUCCUAUGUGCGGCUUAUCUGUGUAAAACGAAUCAUGCUGGCAAUACCUUUUGUACAGUAAUUAUAAUUUGCUUAUUCAUGAAUGUUUCUAAUUUAAACAGUCAAGUAAUAAAUGUCUGGAAAAUA
This is a messenger RNA of Cherax quadricarinatus, 6577 nucleotides long. Lineage: Eukaryota; Metazoa; Arthropoda; Malacostraca; Decapoda; Parastacidae. The record is from RefSeq and is a predicted model, not a curated record.